Menidia menidia (Atlantic silverside) is the source of this 681-nucleotide messenger RNA. The record is from the annotation of a GenBank genome assembly. NCBI's taxonomy places the organism in Eukaryota, Metazoa, Chordata, Actinopteri, Atheriniformes, Atherinopsidae.
GAGGACAGAGCUCAGCUGGAGCCAAUGCAGCAGCAGCAUCGACAGCCUGAGCUAGUGGAAGGAAGCCUUCCGGUGUUCGUGUUCCCCACUGAGCUCGUCUUCUACGCAGAUGAGCAGACGUCUCACAAGCAGGUGCUCACGCUCUACAAUCCCUAUGAGUUUGCCCUCAAGUUUAAAGUGCUGUGCACGGCGCCCAACAAGUACACUGUGGUCGAUUCCACGGGAGCUGUCAAGCCGCAGUGUUGUGUUGACAUAGUCAUCAGACACAGAGAUGUGCGGGCGUGUCACUACGGCGUCUACGACAAGUUCAGGCUGCAGGUGUCCGAGCAGAGUCAGCGGAAGGCUCUGGGCCGCAAAGAGGUCACAGCCACGCUCCGUCCAUCGGCGUCUCAGGAACCGCCGGGCGCCCGGCCCCAAGACGAGGAGCGCAGGAUCAAAGAGCAGUUUGCAGACGAGUUUUAUGAACAGGCUCCUUUUCAGACAGCAGAGGGCCGACCUGUUGCUGGAGGGCCCAGCCUGCUCACUGUGCUGCUCGGACUCGUCUGCAUGGCCGCUCUGAUGCUCCCGACGCUGGGGGAGCACGAAUCCACUGUGCCUGUCUACCUCCACUUAAGUGUUAAUAAGAAACUCGUAGCUGCUUACGUUCUCGGUCUCCUUACCAUGGUCAUCUUACGCACAUGA